AGUCAGUCGCUCGGAUUGGUCGGUAAGCGCGCGAUCAAUUACGCAUUGCAAAGCGCCAAAGCGCCGCUGAGAAUAGAAUACCAAAACAACAGCUUAAAACACGAAAUAAAAAAUAAAAAACAAAAUAUAAUAAAAACAACAACACAGAAUAAGUAAAAUAAAACAAAAUAGAACAUCUAUUAAAACGAAUCCCAACGAAUUUAUUUGAAACGCGUGCCGUUCGCAUGCGGAGGCAGGUCGCACAUUUCAUAUGCUACACAUAUGUACAAAGAGUAAUAUACCUAUAGAAGCAUACACACACACAUGAACUUGCAGAGAACGGUACACGGGGAUCGUACGAACAGCUGCUAAACUGCUACAGAUAAUCAGAUACAGAUACAUAUACUAGAAGUAUUUAUAAGCGCGUUCGCUCUCCUCGUCUUGCGUUCGGCUCGGUUUCUAAAUUGAGGCGUUUUUUACAGUUAACUUUCGCUUUUUUUUGUGCUGUGCUGCGGUUCACGUUUGCUUUCGCUUUCUCGCAUAAGAAAUUCUUUGCACUGCCCACGACUAGGCGGCCAGAAAUAGAUCAAAAAAUAGAAAACCAAAAAGCAAAUACGACUACAAGAACUAGAGGCGCGACCGGGUUCUAAUUUGAACGAAAAAAAAAAACUGAAAUACUCAACAAAUUGAAAGCUGCAACAGACGCCACAACAGCCAAACAUAACACAACAGCAACGACAACAACAACAACAACAUCAAAAGCUGCAAGAUGCCCACACCGCAUACCAGAUCCCAGGAUGAACUAUCGACUGUCAAUGCUCUCGUGUCCAAAAAUCCGGACACGGAUAAGGAUAAUGAAGAGGAGGAGGAGGAGAUAGAUACGGCGGCGGUCGUUGUGCCACCGGACAGCGGCUGGGCGUGGGUGGUCAUGGUUGCCUCGUUCCUCUGCUGCACAGUGAUCGACGGCAUCGUCUUCUGCUCGGCCAUCAUCCAGGAGGAGCUGAUGAAGGAGUUCCAUGUCAGCAAGUUUUAUGUGACCUUCGUCUCGUCGCUGCUCAGCGGCUGCUACCUGAUGGCCGGACCCUUUGUCAGUGCCUUGGCCAAUCGCUUUGGCUUCCGUCCGGUGACCAUUGCCGGCGCCAUCUUCGGCGCGAUCUGCUUCGGCCUCUCGUACUUCGCCACCAGCGUGGAGUUCCUGUUUGUGGUCUACGGCAUCUUGGGUGGCAUUGGCUUCUGCAUGGUCUACAUACCGGCCGUGGUCAUCAUUGGCUUUUACUUUGAGAAGUGGCGCGCCCUGGCCACAGGUGUGGCGCUCUGCGGCUCCGGUGUGGGCACCUUCGUCUUUGCUCCCCUCACGGAUCUGUUGCUGGAGAAGACCGGCUGGCGCAUGACGCUGGCUAUCCAAGGCGUCAUGAUCUUGUCUUGCGCAAUCUUCGGCCUCGCCUUCCGUCCCAUUCAGCCCAUAACACUGGGCGUCACCGAGGACGGCACCGUCGUCGAUGAGGAGAAGACCAAGCUGAAUGGCCAUGGCAGCACGGUGGCUCCCACCCCGCAGCUGCAUCAAGCGGCGUUUACCAAGCCGCUGCCCGAGGGUCGCUUCGCCUACUCCAUGCCCAACUCGGCACAUAAUACCUACAUGGGUGCCUCGCAGCGUCAUCAUUAUCCAACGGCUGCAGAGAUCUUCAAGGGCAUGAAUCUGGAACGUCGUCCGUCCGGCCAGGGCAGCAAGGGCACGGAGCUGAAGCAGUUGCGCAAGUCGCAGCCAACCACGCCCAACGGCGAUCCACAGCAGCUGACUUUCAAUCUGCACAAGGAACUCACCACAGUCGGCGAGAACGAGGAGGAGGCUGAGAACGACAAUCUGUUGGAGACCGAGGCCAAGCCCGUCAGCAUUCAGGCACGCAGACACACCGUUUCCGGGCGUCGUCCACAGGAUUUGGCCAAACGCGCCGCUGGCGGCCAUCACGAUCAGAACGGCCAUCAUCAUGGCCAGUCGCAGUCCUCGUCCCGUCCCAUGUACAGAGAUGAUAUCUUCUUCACCGGCUCGCUGACCCGCAUCCCGCAGUAUCAGUCGCAGACCUCGUUGGCCUACCACAUGUCCGUCACGCGUCUGCCCACCAAGCAGGACAUGCUGGAGGACAGACAGAAGGGCUGCCGCAUCUGCCCGGAGGCAGUGCGUCGCACACUCUCCACGAUGUUGGACACCAGCCUGCUCAAGUCGCCCGCAUUCAUGUGCCUGGCCUUCAGCGGUUUCCUGACUAUGAUGGGCUUCUUUGUGCCCUUCUCCUUCCUGACGGAUCGCGCCGUUGACGCUGGCAUGGCCAAGGAGUCGGCCGUUUCCGUUAUCUCCGGCAUCGGCAUGAUCAACACCUUCGCUAGGAUCGUUUGCGGCUCGAUGAGCUCCUUCCCCAGCGUCAAGCCGCUCUGGCUCAACAAUGUGGCUCUCACUGCCGGCGGCUUGGCCACCAUCUUCAGCGGAGUGGUCAUCAAUGCUACCACACAAUGGGCCUUCGCCGUGCUCUUCGGUAUCUGCAUCGCCUGCUUCUCGGCGCUGCGAUCGCUGAUCGCCGUCGAGCUGAUUGGCCUGGAGAAACUAACGAAUGCCUUUGGAUUCCUGAUGCUGUUCCAGGGUUUGGCUGCCACCAUAGGCAGUCCCAUAGCAGGUGCCUUGUAUGCAGCUACAGAGAGCUACAAUGUGGCCUUCUACUUUGCUGGUGGACUAAUCCUGCUAUCUGCCUUCCUCUGCUAUCCGCUGUCCUGGAUAUCCAGCUGGGAGCAGAAGCGCAAUGCCAAGAACGAGUCACUAUCUCCAGCAGCCUAGAGAGACAGAGACAAUGGAAUGCCCAAACAUUAAUUGUCUAUUGAUAGCGCCCCAUUUGUACCAUUAAGUGGUUAGUUUAACACUAAUUGCCAAUCACUCGAUGUUGUUGAAGAUAUUGAAAGCAGCGACAGCAACAGUAACUGAAAAAGCA
This is a messenger RNA of Drosophila arizonae, 2951 nucleotides long. Its product is annotated as monocarboxylate transporter 9. Gene Ontology annotation, biological process: monocarboxylic acid transport; transmembrane transport. The record is from RefSeq and is a predicted model, not a curated record. Gene Ontology annotation, molecular function: monocarboxylic acid transmembrane transporter activity. Lineage: Eukaryota; Metazoa; Arthropoda; Insecta; Diptera; Drosophilidae.